This is a messenger RNA of Brassica napus (rape), 1492 nucleotides long. Its product is annotated as bifunctional L-3-cyanoalanine synthase/cysteine synthase D1-like. Gene Ontology annotation, molecular function: cysteine synthase activity. The transcript is spliced from 10 exons. Bases 457 to 1422 code for a protein of 321 amino acids. Lineage: Eukaryota; Viridiplantae; Streptophyta; Magnoliopsida; Brassicales; Brassicaceae. The record is from RefSeq and is a predicted model, not a curated record. Gene Ontology annotation, cellular component: cytoplasm.
CUGCUAAAAAAUAUGUUUUCUUGAUUAAAGUAUUCAUCACGAGUAUCAUGCGCUGUGUUAAUUAUAUAUUGUACGUGGCAAUCAUUGAUGCAUACAGUGUACUUGGUGAUAUAUUUAUAUCAUUCUCUUUUCCUUCCUAAAUUUUCCAACUUGAAUAAUUUCUCCUCUUUAGGUUUGAUUUUCCUCUUAAGAACACCAAUGCAUGCUUUGCAUUACUCGCUGAGAUACAUCAUUUGUUACAUCUUUUGAAUUAGUUUGUGAUACACUCAUGUUUUUCUGCUGUUCAACCUGUGUUCUACUCUGGUUUUCAUUUUUCUAGUUUGAGUUUUUUAAAUGAUACAUUGUCUCGUUUUCAAUCCACUGAUUCGGAUCUGAAGCAGUUUUAAAGCUGACACUGCCUUGUUUCUUACACAAUAGCUGAUUGGGUAUUUAACUCUUGCAGGAACUUUUAUUAGCAUGGAGUGCUCUAUCAAGGAUGACGUGACUCAAUUGAUAGGUAACACUCCAAUGGUGUACCUGAAUAACAUCGUAGAUGGUUGUGUUGCACGUAUAGCCGCAAAGCUUGAGAUGAUGGAGCCUUGCUCUAGUGUCAAGGAACGAAUCGCUUAUGGUAUGAUCAAAGAUGCAGAAGACAAGGGUUUGAUUACUCCCGGAAAGAGCACAUUGAUUGAGCCAACUUCUGGUAACACCGGGAUCGGUUUAGCCUUUGUCGGGGCAGCAAGAGGUUACAAAGUUGUCCUCACACUUCCUCAAACAAUGAGCCUCGAGAGAAAGACAGUUCUGAUAGCAUUAGGUGCUGACGUUCACCUCACAGAUCCGAGGAGAGGCGUCAAAGGAUUAUACGAAAAAGCCAACGAGAUAUUAAGCAAAACUCCAGAUGGUAUCAUACUUCAUCAGUUCAAGAAUCCUGCAAACCCACAAACUCAUUAUCGAACCACUGGUCCAGAGAUAUGGAGAGACUCUGCAGGGGAAGUAGAUAUACUGGUGGGCGGUGUUGGGACCGGUGGAACGAUCUCUGGAGCAGGUAAGUUCCUCAAGGAGAAGAAAAAAGACUUCAAGGUAUACGCGGUGGAACCUAAAGAAAGUGCUGUACUCAGUGGAUGUAAACCGCGUCUACAUUUGAUCCAAGGUAUUGGUGCUGGAAUCAUCCCAGACAAUUUGGAUUUCAGCAUUGUUGAUGAAAUCAUUCAAGUGCCAGGCCUGGAAGCAAUUGAAACAGCCAGACUUAUUGCCCUGAAAGAAGGAUUACUGGUUGGAAUAUCUUCUGGUGCUGCUGCAGCCGCUGCCAUUAAGGUGGCAAAACGUCCAGAAAACGCUGGGAAGCUCAUAGUUGUGGUUUUCCCAAGCGGUGGGGAACGUUACAUAUCAACUGAAUUAUUCGACUCCGUGAGACGUGAAGCAGAGAGUAUGACAUUUGAAUGAAGCAGACUGAACGAUAUUCUAUUUGAUAUUUUUCACUUUCUCAACUCCGAAAAUAUAAAUAUAAAGAUUA